AAAACUCCCAGAUCGCCAACUCCCGAGAACAGCUGUAUAGCGACAUGCUUUCUGCUUCCUCUUGUUUCCGUGGUAUCCAAACAAUUUUUCUAACGUGGUAAAUAAAAGCGCAUAUUCCCAUAGUUCGGACAAUAAUUAUGCAUACGCAUAACAACUUUAAGACCCCCUCUGACGAAGACGAACUGGAUGAUCUGGAUGAAGAUAUGGUGGUGGGAGUCAUUGCGGAAAUUGAACAGGAGGUUCUGAACGAAUCAGACAGUGACAACGAUGAAUAUGACCUUGUGGACAUGGGUGCUCCGGUACCAGGGAACGAUGACAGCAGUUACGAUGGCAACGAGAGUAUCAGCAGCGACGGCAGCUUCGAUCCGAACGCUGAAGAUUCUGACUCGGAUGACUCGAUGCAGGAGGACGCGACCAGUGGAGCUGCCGGAGGAGCCACGAGUGCAAAAAGGCGGAAGGAUGACGAUGGGCCAUCUGGCACCAACAGGGAAUCAGAAACCACUUUCGAUUUGGACGAGGAAGACGAAACAGACGAAACUGUUCGUGCCAUUAUAGCGGCCAUAAAGAAACCACGCAGUGCCCCACCAGAGAUCAAACUUGAGGAUUUUAUUACGGACAUCUGCUUCCAUCCGGAUCGCGACAUAAUCGCCCUGGCUACAAUAAUCGGAGACGUGCAUCUGUACGAGUAUGACAACGAGGCAAACAAAUUGCUGCGCACCAUUGAAGUUCAUUCCAAGGCCUGUCGCGAUGUAGAGUUCACCGAGGAUGGGCGCUUCCUGCUCACCUGCUCCAAAGACAAAUGUGUAAUGGUGACCGACAUGGAGACGGAGAAGCUAAAGAAACUGUACGAGACCGCUCACGACGAUGCUAUCAACACCCUGCACGUUCUUAAUGAAAACCUCUUCGCCACGGGCGAUGAUGCAGGCACAGUCAAGCUGUGGGAUCUCCGCACGAAGAACUCAAUAUUUGAGCUCAAGGAGCUGGAUGAUCAGAUCACCCAGCUGAUAACCAACGAUCAGAGCAAGCUACUCCUGGCCACUAGUGCCGAUGGCUACCUGACUACAUUUAACAUAUCUGCGCGAAAGAUGUACGUGCAAUCGGAGCCGUACGAGGAGGAGCUAAGCUGCAUGGGCAUCUAUCGUGGCGACUCCAAACUAGUGGUGGGCACCUCCAAGGGACGUCUUUAUACCUACAACUGGGGCCAAUUCGGAUACCACUGUGACAUGUAUCCGGGCAUAAAGAGCCCCAUUAGCCUAAUGAUUCCCAUCACGGACAGGAUUGCCUGUGUGGCCGGGGAGGAUGGAAACAUCCGUGCUUGUCACAUCGCUCCGUAUCGUAAUCUCGGCGUGGUGGGACAACACAAUAUGCCCAUCGAAUCACUGGACGUGAACAACAAUGGUGAGCUUCUUGCCUCCUCUUCACACAACAACGACGUGCGGUUCUGGAAUGUAAAAUAUUUCGAGGACUUUGGAGAUAUCAAGUACAACGACAAGCACAAUGCUUAUAAAGAGAAGCGUCACAAUUUGCCCUCCUCUAAAUGCACCAACGCAUCAGACUUUUUUGCCGACUUGACCAAAGAGGAUGCUGAUGAUGAUGACCCAGGCGCUGGACCCAGUAAUACAGCUUAGAAUGGAAUGCCAGAUUAAGGAGAACUUUUACCUGUUUACAUAAUUUUAAAGAAAUAAAUUAUAAUCUAAUGUUUUAGAUUUAAAGUAAUUUUGUUCUUUAAAAUUUAUGUAAUUGUGUAUUCACAGAUUAUUUCUUAGUAAUUAGAUAAACAAAAUUUUUUAGAAAUAUGUUUACAAAAUACUGCUUUUCGUCAGUACGAAUGUUUUCAAAUUGGCCCAUCCAGAUAUGAAACUACAGUGUGACUUAAUCGAGCUCUUUUAAAAUCAUUAAUGACCCAUAUUAAGCAUACACGAAUGAUUCACACAAAGCAGCAUGUUUAAAUUUCCCAAUUAACUAAUAUAAAUAAUAAAGUCGUAAAAUAGAACUGAUCAAAGAAUCAUCCCAAUAAGAAGAUA
Drosophila eugracilis is the source of this 2024-nucleotide messenger RNA. RefSeq names its product WD repeat-containing protein 55 homolog. Gene Ontology annotation, molecular function: protein binding. The transcript has 2 exons. The record is from RefSeq and is a predicted model, not a curated record. The coding region runs from base 138 to 1628 and encodes 496 amino acids. Lineage: Eukaryota; Metazoa; Arthropoda; Insecta; Diptera; Drosophilidae.